Sphaeramia orbicularis (orbiculate cardinalfish) is the source of this 1121-nucleotide messenger RNA. Its product is annotated as C-factor-like. The record is from RefSeq and is a predicted model, not a curated record. The transcript has 6 exons. Lineage: Eukaryota; Metazoa; Chordata; Actinopteri; Kurtiformes; Apogonidae. Gene Ontology annotation, molecular function: oxidoreductase activity. The coding region runs from base 1 to 774 and encodes 257 amino acids. Gene Ontology annotation, cellular component: cytoplasm.
AUGGCAGCUCGGAACGUCAGUGUUCUCAUCACCGGAGCCAACCGAGGCCUGGGCCUGGAGAUGGUUAAGCAAAUGGUGCAGUGCCAGCACCCCAUGAAGAAGGUGUUUGCAUGUUGCAGGGAUCCGGAUGGACCCAGGGCUGAGGCCUUGCAAGCUCUGGCAAAGAAACACCCAGACAUCAUCAAAGUCAUCCAAAUGGACACUGCUGACCUUUCUAGCAUAAAACAGUCAGCCCAGCAGGUGGGCUCUCUGGUGGGGACGAGGGGUCUCAACCUGCUGAUCAAUAAUGCAGGGAUGCUGAUUAAAUCCAUCAUGCAGGAGACCAGUGCUGAGGACAUGCAGACUACUUUCAACACUAAUGUCACAGGCCCCAUGAACAUCAUGAAAGAGUUCCUGCCUCACCUGCGAGCUGCAGCAAAGGCCAGCGCCAUGCCUGGGAUGUCCUGCAGCAAAGCAGCCAUUAUCAACAUUUCCUCACUUCUGGGUUCAAUGGCAGCUGUUAAAGAGACGUAUGGCUUCUUUCCUGCAAUCUCCUACCGUGUCAGCAAGGCAAGUUUGAACAUGCUGACGCUUUGCGCUGCAGAGGAGCUGAAGAACGAUGGCAUCCUGUGCGCAUCGCUGCACCCUGGAUGGGUCCGCACCGACAUGGGUGGAGAAGAGGGGGAGAUUGAUGCUCCAGAGAGUGUACAGGGCAUGAUGAAGGUGAUGGCCUCGCUGACUGAGCAGCAGAAUGGAGCCUUUCUGGAUUUUAAGGGCGAGUCUAUCUCCUGGUAACCAGCUGAUGUCUGCUUUUUUUGUUUUUUUAAUUUUCCAAAAAUGACAAACUACCAGGACCUAAUGACCAUAAAUGAAAAGUCUUGACCUUUUUCUACCACCAUCAGCAUAUAACAUUAUGUUUAACAGGUAAUCAUAUUCAUCCUUCAGAUCACAUAAUUUUACAUACUUUCUUCUUAUCAGUCAAACAAAAUCUGUGGUAGCUUUUCAUGCUGUGUUUAAUGUUACAAAUACAAUGAUCAGAAACACUUGAUGAUUUAGUAAAUUCAUUAAACAACCUCUUUGUGCGGGUUAACUGCAAUCAUUCAAUUUGUGAACUCACAUGAAAUAAAACAAUAUUUGCUCUA